AUGGCCUCCGGAAAGGGCGUAUCCGAAUUCCCAAGCUUGGAAGCCAAGCUGCAAAAACCGACCAAGCAGUCCGCUUUCGAGAAACAAAAAGCAGAAGCUGAAGCCAAGCGACUACGAGAAGAAGCAGAAACCGCUGCGGUAUACAACGAAUUUGUCAAAAGCUUCGAUCGCGAUGAUGACUACGAUGGACACAACGCACUCAGCUCUUCAGCACCUCCACGCCCGCGACAUGGAUUUGGGGGCCCGCCACCACCCUCAGGACCAGGGAGACGGCAUUUUGGAACAUCGGGACUGAAGAGCGGACCAGGAAGCUUGGGACCUCCGCCAUCCUCGUUCGCGAAAAAGCGAUCUUUCCAGGACUUUGCGCGGCCGUCGCGGGAUAAGGGAGUACUGGGCUAUGAUGAGGGAGCCAGUGGAGGAGGACCGAUCCCAGCAGCGAGAGCUUUCAAUACAAGCGAUGAUGAGGAUAUGGACGGCGUGACAGAUAGGGCUGAAGAGAAGGCUAUAGCGAAGCCUACACUGCGACUGUCGAAUAUUCCUCCAGGAACUUCCCCAGCCACGAUCAAGGCCUUGAUCCCAGACAAUCUGACAGUCGAGAAUGUCAAAAUCACACCUUCGAGCAGCUCUGGGAACUCGGAAAGAAAACAUGCCGUUUCGAUUGUCACAUUGUCCCAGGAAACACCGGCGAACGAGAUCGAUGCGGCCGUCAACGCGCUACAGAACCGAUAUCUAGGUUAUGGUCAUUACCUGUCUCUCCAUCGCCAUCUUUCAUCAGCUGUUGCGAGUUCGGCUGCAUUGCCAAACAUUGGCUCUUCAGCGACAUCACAUCCCUUUGGUGCGAAACCUGUUGAGCAACCAUCAGGACCACAAAACCCACACACGCAGCAUGGGUUCAAUAGCAGAUUUGCGCCCCCAACCUCUUAUGGGCCCCCCGGCGCAGGCAUAAAUCGAUCGGCCCUGUUACAUGUGCCGGUCAAACCGCCCACUGAUGUUAAGAUUAUACAACUAAUAAGCAAGGUUAUCGAGGGAGUUCUUGCCCAUGGCCCAGAAUUCGAGGCGCUGCUGAUGUCACGACCCGAGGUGCAAAGGGAAGAAAAAUGGGCAUGGAUAUGGGAUGCAAGAAGCCAGGGCGGCAUAUGGUACCGAUGGAGACUAUGGGAGGUCAUUACAGGCUCACAGCAAUCACGGCAAAAGGGGAAAUACGUCCCCCUAUUCGAUGGCUCGCAUGCAUGGAGGGCCCCAGAGAAGAACCUAAAGUUUGAGUACACGACCAAGCUGGACGAAUUUGUGUCGGACUCAGAGUACAACUCAUCGGAUGAGGAGGACUUCGAGGAUGACAAUAAGAGGGAAAAUCCAGAUGCGGAAUCCGAAAAGGCGUUCCUCAACCCAUUGGAGAAAGCCAAGCUAACACAUCUCCUUGCACGACUACCGACAUCGAUGUCGAGGUUAAGAAAGGGCGAUGUCGCGAGAGUGACGAGCUUCGCAAUUACUCAUGCUAGUCGAGGAGUUGACGAGGUGGUGGCGAUGAUCACAUUCAAUAUUGAGAAGCCAUUUGCUCUUACUGGCGCAAACGCUGACAAGAAAUCUGAGAGUAAAGAAUUCCAAACAAGCGCCCCCGAAGAGGCACCAAGUAACGAGGGCCCCGACAUCAGUGGUGCUAGUCUGGUGGGAUUAUAUGUCGUCAGUGACAUACUGUCGUCUUCAUCGACAAGCGGCGUGCGGCACGCCUGGCGUUUCCGGCAGCUAUUCGAGACAUCACUGAGAGACCGCAAGACGUUCGAGACACUGGGCCUCAUGCCGGAGCGACUCAAGUGGGGACGUCUACGCGCAGAGAAGUGGAAGCGCAGCAUUCACCUUGUUCUGAAUCUCUGGGAGGGAUGGUGUGUCUUCCCCGUUGAGAGCCAGGAACUAUUUGUCAAAAGUUUCGAGAACCCGCCGUCGCUGGUUGCCGUUGAGAAGGAGGAUAGCGAAGAGAAGAAGGGCAAAUGGAAGACGGUGGAGGAUAGACAAUUACGUGCACUACCCGUUUCGACCGUCGAGGAGGAGGAUGAUGAGGAGGAGGAUGACGUUCCGGGCGAGGCGAUUGAAGACGACGAUGUUAUUGGAGAGCCGAUCGAAGAAGACGAUAUUGAGGGAGAACCUAUUGACGAGGAUGACAUCGAGGGAGAGCCUAUCGAUGAGGACGAUGUGGCUGGGGAACCAAUGAAUGAAGAUGAGGCUGUAGGGGAUAAGUUGCCACCAGCGCCUACAGACCAAACUACAGUCGGCACCGAGAACAAGAACAAAGAAGAAUCGUCUCAAGCCGGACAGCCUCGAAGACGGAUGCGAGCAGUGGAUAUGUUUGCAGAUUCAGACGACUCGGACAAGGGCGGAUAG
Molecule: messenger RNA, 2376 nt
Organism: Fusarium musae
Lineage: Eukaryota; Fungi; Ascomycota; Sordariomycetes; Hypocreales; Nectriaceae
Exons: 1
Coding region: 1-2376 (791 amino acids)
Biological process (GO): RNA processing
Cellular component (GO): nucleus
Molecular function (GO): RNA binding
Source: RefSeq, a predicted model, not a curated record